AUGUUCCCUGUGUCUCUGAUGCUGCUUCUCCCUGAGCUUCUGCUCGUGUUAUGUUCCUCUGAAGAUGACCAACACAUUUGCACAGAGAAAUCUGUGGCACACAGCAGGGGAGAUGUGGUGAUUGCAGGGUUUUUCCCCUUUUAUUCUUGGGAAUGGCUUCAAAACAUUAAUGACCUUGUCGUGCAGCAACAGAGCAUUCAGAUGAACUUAAAGAAAUACCAAUUGCUUCUUACCCUGGUGCUUGCAGUGGAGGAGAUCAACAAGAAUCCCCAUCUGCUACUCAACAUGACUCUGGGGUUUGAGAUCUAUAGUGCACAUUGCAGAGAUACUGAUCUAUUAGAGGAUGUACUCAUCUGGCUGUCUGGAAAGAAUAAAAACAACCCUAAUUACACCUGCAAAAGAGACAGCAAAGCUUUAGCAGUACUCACAGGAACCUCAAGCACAUCUGUCCCAAUUGGGACACUGCUGGACCUCUACAAACUUCCACAGUUCACCUUUGGGUCUUUUGAUCCUCUCCUGAGUGACCAUGGAAAGUUUGGUACUAUCUAUCAGAUGGCUGCCAAGGACUCAGCUCUGGCCCUUGCUAUGGUCUCUUUGAUGCUUCACUUCAGUUGGACCUGGGUGGGACUGUUCAUCACCGAAGAUGACUAUGGUGUGUGGUUCCUCUUAGAAUUGAGAGAUGAGAUGGACAAGAAUGGAGUCUGUUUGGCCUUUGAGAACAUGAUCACUUAUCAUACCAUUUCAGAUUUAUCAAAUGAUCUAUCCAUACAUCGCCAGCUAAUGGAAUCAUCAACCAAUGUGAUUAUCAUUUAUGGGGACAGUAAACUUCUCUUAAGCUUUAUUCUUAAAUUAGGGCACUUUUUAAUUAUAGGGAAAGUCUGGGUCAUGAACUCACCCUAUGAUGACGUGACCAUUGAUACCUUGUCCAAGAACUCAGGAGAUAAUUCCCUUCCCAGGUCAUGGAUUCAGUCUGUUUAUUGCCUACUGAUUAAGUCUGACUGCAGAGACUUGGGGCACUGCUCAUACAACGCUACACUCCAUUGGUUGCUGAGACACAUUUUUGAUAUGACCAUGUCAGAAGAGAGUUACAACAUCUAUAAUGCUGUGUAUGCCUUGGCCCACGCCCUCCACCAGAUGGUUCUUCAUCACAUGGAACAGCUACCAGUGCACAUUGCUCAACCAAGAGCAUUUCUCUCUUCACAGCUGCAUCCCUUUUUGAAGAAGAUCCAAUUUACCAAUCCUGUUGGAGACCAAGUGAUUUUGAAUGAGGAAAGGAAAUUGGAGGCAGAGUAUGACAUUAUGAGCUUUUGGAAUUUUCCUGACGGUCUGGGACAAAGUGUAAAAGUUGGCAAGUUUUCUUCAUUUAGUCCACGUGAUCAACAACUGACUUUGUUUGAAAAUCUGAUAGAAUGGCCCAUAGGAAUUACCAAGACUCCUAGGUCUGUUUGCACUGAGAGCUGUGGUCCUGGAUUCAGGAAGACCUCUCUGGAGGGAAAUGCUGUCUGUUGCUUUGACUGCACUCCUUGCUCAGAGAAUGAGAUUUCUAAUGUGUCAGACAUGGAGCAGUGUGUGAGGUGUCCAGAUUAUCAGUUGGCCAACACCGAGAGAAACACCUGCCUCUUGAAAACUGAGAGUUUCCUGGCUUAUGAAGACCCCUUGGGCAUGUCUCUUGCCUGCACAGCUCUCUGUUGCUCUGCACUCACAGCUGCGGUUCUUGGGGUAUUUAUCAAGCACCAAGACACCCCCAUUGUCAAGGCCAAUAACCGGGCCCUCAGCUACAUCCUGCUCAUCUCCCUAACCUGCUGUUUCCUCUGCUCCUUGCUCUUCCUUGGCCGUCCACACACAGCCUCCUGCAUCCUCCAGCACACCACAUUUGCAGUGGUCUUCACUGUGGCUGUCUCUACGAUCCUGGCCAAGACCAUCACCGUGGUUCUGGCCUUCACACUCACUGCUCCAGGGAGAAGCAUGAGGCAGUGGCUGGUGUCCCAGGCUCCUAAGCUCAUCAUCCCCAUCUGCACUCUCAUCCAGGUGACUCUCUGUGGCCUCUGGCUGGGAAUCUCUCCUCCCUUUGUGGACAGAGAUGCACACUCUGAACAUGGCCAUGUUAUCAUCCUGUGCAACAUGGGCUCCCUCACUGCUUUCUACUGUGUCCUGGGAUACCUGGGCUUUCUGGCCUUGUCCAGCUUCACCAUGGCUUUUCUGGUCAGGAAUCUGCCUGACACCUUCAAUGAGGCCAAGUUCCUUACCUUCAGCAUGCUGGUAUUCUGCAGUGUGUGGCUCACCUUCCUGCCUGUCUACCACAGCACCAAGGGGAAGGUCAUGGUGGCCGUGGAGGUCUUCUCCAUCUUGGUCUCCAGUGGAGGUCUCCUGGGCUGCAUCUUUGCCCCCAAGUGCUACAUCAUCUUGAUAAGACCUGAGAGAAAUUCUCUGUCCAGGUUCAGGGAGAGAUCAUAG
Molecule: messenger RNA, 2454 nt
Organism: Dipodomys ordii (Ord's kangaroo rat)
Lineage: Eukaryota; Metazoa; Chordata; Mammalia; Rodentia; Heteromyidae
Product: vomeronasal type-2 receptor 116-like
Exons: 7
Coding region: 1-2454 (817 amino acids)
Biological process (GO): G protein-coupled receptor signaling pathway
Cellular component (GO): membrane
Molecular function (GO): G protein-coupled receptor activity
Source: RefSeq, a predicted model, not a curated record